AUGGUCACGAUGAAAACCAGUGCUAAGAGUGUGGUUCCUAAAACUACCAGGAAUCAGUUAAUCAAUCAAGAAAAUUAUGAAGAAGAGGACCAGACACAAAGGGCAAAAGGAAGAGAUACAGAUGCAGAAUAUAAUACACAGAACUUCAUAAAUGUUGCUAGACAAGAUGAUAUCUCACCUAGAAAGAUGGAGAAAGGUAAAUCAGCAGGAAGAGGGAAGAAAAACAACCAAGAGAGAAUACUGGGGUGCAUAUUCCAGGAGUCCAAACAAGGAGAACUCUAUCCAAAUCAAUCAAUUGAUGAUGAAUGCUCUAAUUUGGAAUAUAAGACUAGAACAGUUGAGCAAUAUAGAAGAAGGCUGGGUUUUGAGCAGGUGGUUGUGAAUGUUUCAAACAAAGUAUGGAUCUUCAUAGAUCAAAAAUAUGAUUUUGACAUUAUUUUUAACAUGGAGCAGCAAAUUACUUUAAAGAUGACCAACACUGAUGACCAUACAGAGUUCAUUAUUACCAUGGUCUAUGCUAAAUGUGAUGCAAGAGAAAGAAUUGAGUUGUGGGACACUUUGUAUUCCUUGGCUACUGAUAUGGUUUUACCCUGGCUUAUGGGUGGAGAUUUUAAUGUGAUAUGGGAUGAAGAAGAGAAAUUUGGGGGCCUCCCAGUUCAUAUAAAUGAGAUUGAUGAUUUUAGACAUUGUAUAACCACAUGCAACCUUUUUGAUCUUGGCUUCAAAGGAAGCAUAUUCACAUGGUGGAAUGGGAGAGCUGAGGAAGAUUGCAUAUUCAAAAGGCUAGACAGAUGUUUAGGCAACAUGGAGCUUCAACAACUUUGGCCAGUCUUGGAGAUAAAUCACAUAUCUAAGAUUGGCUCAGACCAUAGCCCAAUGCAUCUCACAUAUAAUCCUAGUACUGAUGAAGAACUGAAGAAAGCUCUUUCUACAUGGAGCAAGUCCAUGUUUGGUGAUAUAUUUCAAAGGAUAUCUAGCUUGGAGGAAGUGGUGAAGCAGCAGUUUCAUGAAUCCACAAUUCCUACUGACUUUAGGAUAUUGGAUCAUGUCCCAGUAAUGUUAAAUGAAGUGCAAAACUGUGAUCUUACAAUGAAACCAACAAUUGAGGAAGUGAAAAAGGUUGUAUUUGGUUUGAACGGGGACAGUGCAUGGGGACCUGAUGGAUUCAAUGGUAAUUUCUUUCAUGCUUGUUGGAAAAUCAUUGGGGGAGACAUAGUAGACAUGGUGCAGGAUUUUUUUUGUGGGAAGGAUCUACCCAAAUUUGUGACUCAUACAAAUUUGAUCCUACUACCUAAGAAGAAGGAUGUCCAGAACUUCUCGGAUUUAAGGCCAAUUAGCUUGAGUAAUUUCUCUAACAAAAUCAUAUCGAGGGUUAUUCAUGAGAGGAUAGUGGAUAUAAUUCCUAAUAUUAUAUCUGAUGAGCAAUCAGGGUUUGUAAAAGGUAGAAGUAUUGCUGAGAAUGUAUUACUCACUCAAGAAAUAAUCACUGACAUUAGAUUGAGGACAAAGGCAGGCCCUAAUAUAGUUCUAAAAUUGGACAUGAUGAAGGCAUAUGAUCGACUCUCCUGGAUUUUUCUAACAAAGAUCUUGAGGAAAAUGGGAUUCUCUAAAUGGUUUAUUGGAUUGAUUUUUGGGAUUGUAUCAAACAAUUGGUAUUCAGUUCUAGUUAAUGGCCAACCACAUGGUUUUUUCAAGUCAACCAGAGGGGUGAAGCAGGGUGACCCUCUGUCACCUACACUGUUUAUACUGGCUGCAGAGGCAAUGUCAAGGGGUCUAAAUGUUUUACAUCAUAAUCUAUACUUUUGUGGAUUUGAAAUGUCGAAGUGGAGCCCUAAGAUCAACCAUCUUGCUUAUGCAGAUGAUGCAAUCAUUUUCUCAUCAUCAGAUGAUACUUCUUUAAGAUUGAUUAUGGAAGUUCUAAAUGCUUACAAAGCAGCAUCUGGACAACUAAUCAACAAGGCAAAAUCUGUAGUUUAUGUUCACCAUUCUACAAGCGAUGAAGUUGGUAGGAAGAUUGAAGGAAUAACUAGUAUACAGAGAAAGGAUUUCCCAUUCAUCUAUUUGGGUUGUCCUAUUUUUUACAAAAAGAGAAAAAUGGAGUAUUAUGAAGAUUUGAUAUCAAAAGUGCUGGAUAAACUUCAAGCGUGGAAAGGGAAACUAUUAUCUAUCGGAGGAAGGGCAGUACUAAUCAGCAGUGUGUUGCAAACCAUGCCAAUUCAUCUACUUUCUGCAGUAAAUCCACCGGCCUAUGUUUUAAACAAACUGCAUAAUUUGUUUGCGAGAUUCUACUGGAGCAAUUCUAUUGAUGGUAGAGCUAGACAUUGGGUAUCUUGGGAUACUUUAUGCUUACCUAAACAUGAAGGAGGAGUGGGAUUUCGAUCCUUAAAUGAUAUGUCAAAUGCUCUCUUUUGCAAGCUAUGGUGGAACUUCAGGACUAAGCCAUCUUUAUGGAGCUCUUUUAUGAGUCAAAAAUAUUUGAAGAAUAUGCAUGCAACUGUUGUGCCUUGGAGAGGUGGAUCACACAUUUGGAGAAAAAUGUUGGAAUGCAGAGACUCUACUGAACAUCUGAUUUUCUGGAAACUAAAAAUGGGAUCUUCCCUAUUUUGGUUUGACAAUUGGACAGGCUUGGGGGCCCUUUACUUUGUAAUACCCCCGGAGUUUAUAGUUGAUAAAACAAUCCAUAAUGUGAAUGAUGUUGUUGUGGAAGGGCAGUGGGAUGAACAUAAAAUUAGAGAAAUAUUGCCAGGUGACUUAGCUAUGCACAUUAUGCACACCAUACAAGCUCUAUCGAUGAAUGAUGAACUGGACAAACCUAUUUGGUGUUUGGAAACAAGAGGUCAAUUCACGGUUAAGUCAGCUUGGGAAUAUUUGAGGAGAAGGAAAGAUCCAGCUAUUACAUACGACAACAUGUGGGUUAAAGGAUUGCCUUUUAAGAUCUCAUUUUUUAUGUGA
Messenger RNA from Nicotiana tabacum (common tobacco), 2952 nucleotides. The record is from RefSeq and is a predicted model, not a curated record. NCBI's taxonomy places the organism in Eukaryota, Viridiplantae, Streptophyta, Magnoliopsida, Solanales, Solanaceae.